Molecule: messenger RNA, 1409 nt
Organism: Prunus persica (peach)
Lineage: Eukaryota; Viridiplantae; Streptophyta; Magnoliopsida; Rosales; Rosaceae
Product: ethylene-responsive transcription factor ERF024
Exons: 1
Coding region: 521-1129 (202 amino acids)
Biological process (GO): regulation of DNA-templated transcription
Molecular function (GO): DNA-binding transcription factor activity; DNA binding
Source: RefSeq, a predicted model, not a curated record
UAUAAAUUUAUAUAUUAAUUAACCAAGUUGCAAUAUAGGUGAUAGAUUUUUUACACACAUCAAUCCCAAAGAGUGGAAGCUCAACACUCUAACCAAUAUAUGUCACGUCCAUCACAUUUUUACUGUCAAUAUAUUCCUUGAAUGGAAUUAUCGGCCUGAAAAGAUAUGAAACCCCUCAUUAUUAUAAUCAAAUCUUUGUUAGAAAGAUCAGAGUAAAGUGGGGUGACAUAUAUAGAAGAUCUUAAUGCCCCAAACACCACUGUUCUCUUGACGUUUGAGGCAGUCUUUUUGCUAUGUACUAAAACGCAGGCCAACCCAGAAGUCCAUCCAACACAAAAAAAGCUGGCUUACACCCCAAAUCUCUUCACAGCGCAGUUCAUCAACAACUGGUUUGCACUUUCUCCUUCUAUCCCUCAAACUCUUCACCUAUCUCACAAUUCAGAUUCAUCAUUACUGAAUCCCCUUUCCUCCCCCCCAUUUAAAUGGCUUCUCCCAUCAACUUCCAACCGCCAUCUCCACCAUGCACACAUCAAACAGCACAUCUUCAAGCAGUACUACUAAUACUACUACUACUUCCACCACCCCGGGGCGUCACCCAACUUAUCGGGGUGUGCGCCGCAGGAGCAGUGGAAAAUGGGUGUCUGAAAUCCGGGAGCCAAGAAAGCCUAAUAGGAUUUGGCUAGGCACAUUUCCCACUCCGGAAAUGGCUGCGGUUGCUUAUGAUGUUGCAGCUAUUGCCCUCAAGGGUCAAGAUGCCGAGCUCAACUUCCCCAACUCGGCUUCCUCGUUGCCCGUGCCAGCCUCUAGUUCCUCACGUGACAUCCAGGCGGCGGCAGCCUCCGCUGCAGCUGCUAUAGGAGCAGCGGCGGCCGCCAUGGGAGUGGGAAAUGAUGAUUCUCAUUCAAGAACUGAGGUGCAGGCUCAGGGUCAUAGAACAAUUGAGGCUGCUGAUAGAGUUGCGUUGAGUGAUCAUCAGUUUGUUGAUGAGGAUCUGAUCUUUGACAUGCCUAACGUUCUGGUGAACAUGGCUGAGGGAAUGCUUCUUAGCCCUCCUCGCUUGGACAUAGCUGAUGAUGAUGUUGUUGGUGCUGAUCAAGAAGAUGAUCAGAACCUAUGGAAAUUUAAUUGAAAUCCCAUCUUAUAUCAAUAUCCACCAUGGAAAAAAAAAUGAAAAAAAACCCAAAAUAAUAAAAUAAUAAAAAGACCUUGAUGUAUAUGAGGGGGGAGUCUCACAUUCAAAACUUUGAAAUUAGUAUAUGGCAUGUCUAUGCAGCAUAUAUCUCGACGGAGAAUAUGAUUGUGGUGUGUGUGUUUUUUUAUUAGACUUAAUCUGCAGGAUUUUCAAUAUUAGGAGUUGCUUUGUAUUUCCAUCAUGUUCCUUCAUCAGUUGCAGAAUGUGCAAUGGAAGG